GUCAAAGCGCCGCCCCGGAUCCCCCGGUCCCGGGGAUUGUGCUGUUCCCUGAGUACCGCAGUGCUCGAGCUCCGGGUUCCGUCGGUUAUGGAUGCGCGGGCGCGCGCCAAGCGCUACGAGAAACUCGACUUCCUGGGGGAGGGGCAGUUCGCCACUGUCUAUAAGUCCAGGGACAAGACCGAUAACCGAAUCGUGGCUAUUAAGAAGAUUAAACUGGGGCAUAGAUCGGAAGCUAAAGAUGCUUGUGUGGUGUAGUAGAAUUUUGUUUGUGUGCAGAAUGCUGUCCUUCAGGGAUUCUGCAUCAGGAAUCAACAGGACAGCCCUCAGGGAAAUAAAGCUAUUACAGGAGCUAAGCCAUCCAAAUAUUAUUGGUCUUAUAGACGCAUUUGGACACAAGUCCAAUAUUAGCUUGGUGUUUGAUUUUAUGGAAACGGACCUAGAGGUUAUUAUAAAGGAUACAAGUAUUGUGUUGACACAGUCUCACAUCAAGGCAUAUAUGCUGAUGACACUUCAAGGAUUAGAAUAUCUGCAUCAACACUGGAUUUUACAUAGGGAUCUUAAACCAAAUAACUUGCUGUUAGGUGAAAAUGGGGUUUUAAAAUUGGCUGACUUUGGCUUGGCAAAAUCUUUUGGAAGCCCAAAUCGAGUUUAUACACAUCAAGUAGUAACAAGGUGGUACCGAGCCCCCGAACUAUUGUUUGGGGCUAGAAUGUAUGGUGUUGGUGUUGAUAUGUGGGCUGUUGGUUGUAUUUUAGCUGAAUUGCUCCUCAGGGUUCCUUUUUUGCCUGGAGACUCUGAUCUUGACCAGCUGACAAGGAUAUUUGAAACAUUGGGCACUCCAACAGAAGAACAGUGGCCUGGGAUGACGAGUCUUCCAGAUUAUAUCACUUUUAAAUCUUUCCCUGGAAUGCCACUUCAACAUAUCUUCAGUGCAGCUGGUGAUGAUCUGCUCAAUCUUCUUCAAGGCUUAUUCACAUUUAAUCCUUGUACUAGGGUUACAGCUACUCAGGCAUUGAAACAGAAGUAUUUCAGUAAUCGACCAGGACCCACUCCAGGAAAUCAGCUGCCAAGACCCAACUGUCCUGCAGAAGCUGUAAAGGAGCAACAAAAUGCACUUUUAAAUUUAAAAAGGAAAAGAACAGAAGGAAUCGAUCAAGUCCCGAAGAUUGCAGUAAGAGAUGGAGGGAGAUUAACUGGGAAAACUAUGCUAGCCCUCCUGUCAGCCUGUGGCUGUUUAACAGUUUAUAGUGCAGAUACUGGACUCAGCUUUGCCGGAAUUCCGGCGUGGCAGCAUUUAAAAGCAUCUGCUGGGUAACCAAACUUCUUCAAUUGAGAAAAACAACCCCAAAGGUACUGUUUAUAGAGCUUAACUGUGUGCCCACAAUGUUGUGCAGUGGAUCUCAGGGAUACCUAGUGAGCUGUUGUCAUUUUCCCACCUG
This is a messenger RNA of Empidonax traillii (willow flycatcher), 1439 nucleotides long. It is a transcript of the gene CDK7, whose product is annotated as cyclin dependent kinase 7. The record is from RefSeq and is a predicted model, not a curated record. The transcript has 13 exons. Gene Ontology annotation, biological process: positive regulation of transcription by RNA polymerase II; protein phosphorylation. Lineage: Eukaryota; Metazoa; Chordata; Aves; Passeriformes; Tyrannidae. Gene Ontology annotation, cellular component: transcription factor TFIIK complex; nucleus; transcription factor TFIIH holo complex. Gene Ontology annotation, molecular function: cyclin-dependent protein serine/threonine kinase activity; RNA polymerase II CTD heptapeptide repeat kinase activity; ATP binding. Bases 92 to 1315 code for a protein of 407 amino acids.